Molecule: messenger RNA, 2793 nt
Organism: Coffea eugenioides
Lineage: Eukaryota; Viridiplantae; Streptophyta; Magnoliopsida; Gentianales; Rubiaceae
Product: pentatricopeptide repeat-containing protein At1g43980, mitochondrial
Exons: 1
Coding region: 103-1995 (630 amino acids)
Biological process (GO): RNA modification
Molecular function (GO): protein binding; RNA binding
Source: RefSeq, a predicted model, not a curated record
UGGUUUCAGAAUUUCCUUUAGCUUUUCUUUCUUGAUUGUAGUAUUCUUUCCAUCUUUUGGGGCAAAAGCCCAAAAAUCCUUGAUGCUUUGCCCCUUUUUUGCAUGUACCUUUUGUUACAAAGGCUUUGUCGUCAUAGAUCAAUCCACACAUAUUCACUUUCUUUUUACACUAAACUGAUUGAUCAGUGUUUAAGAUGGAAAAGACCCAAUUUUGCAAAAUCCAUUCAUGCCCAGCUGAUAAAGCUUGGUUUUAAUGGCACUUUUCUGGGAAAUCGUUGCGUUGAUAUGUAUAGCAAAGUUGGCCUUUUUAAUUAUGCUUUGAAAGUGUUCGGUGAUAUAGCUGAUAGGAAUGUUUAUUCUUGGAAUAUAUGCUUGAAAACGUAUGCACAACAUGGUGAUUUUGAGAAGGCGCGUUUAAUAUUUGAUAAAAUGCCUGAAAGGGAUGUUGUGAGCUGGAAUUCAAUGAUUUCAGGGUAUGUGUCAUGUGGGUUCUCAGAGCAAGCGUUGGAGUUGUUUCUUGAUAUGCAGAAAAAUGGUGUUAGGCCGAGUGGGUUUACGUUUUCGAUUUUGAUCUCGUCUGUUGAAUGUGUCUUUGCUGGUAAGCAAAUACAUUGCAGUAUGUUGAGAAAUGGUGUCGGUUUUUCCAAUGUGGUGGUUGGCAAUUCUUUGAUUGAUAUGUAUGGGAAGGUUGGCGUUGUGGAAUAUGCUCUUAGUGUGUUUUGGAGUAUGAAGGAGGUGGAUGUCAUAUCCUGGAACUCAUUGAUCUCGGCUUGCUGUAAAUCAGGUUAUGAAGAAUUAGCAAUUGACGUGUUCUGUUGGAUGAGAUAUCAAGGAUAUGCACCAGAUGAGUUUACCGUGUCGAGAGUGAUUUCAGCCUGUUCUGGCUCGCGGAAUUUGGAAAAGGGUAAACCAAUUUUAUGUCUUUGUAUAAAGAUGGGGUUUUUCUCGAAUACUAUUCUUUUAAGUGCUGCUAUUGACUAUUUAUCUAAAUGCAACAGAAUGGAGGACUCGGUGCACAUAUUUGAAGAAUCUAGUAUUUGGGAUUCAGCUCUUUGCAAUUCCAUGAUUUCAGCCUAUUCACAGCAUGGUGUAGAAGGGAAAGCAUUUGGGAUUUUUGUCGUUUCAAUAAGGGAGAAUAUUAGGCCAACUGAGUUCACUCUUAGCUCUGUUCUCAAUUGUGCUUCAGCCUUCUUAGCGUUGGAGCAGGGAAGUCAAGUCCAUUCUUUAGUGAUCAAAUCAGGGUUUGAAUCAGAUUCUAUUGUUUCCAGUUCACUUGUAGACAUGUACUUUAGAUUUGGAUUAGUUGAUGCUGCCCUGGGGAUCUUUGCUACCAUGGUUGUGAAAGAUCUAAUAGCUUGGAAUACUGUAAUAAUGGGAUUGGCUCAUAAUGGAAAAUUUCUUGAAUCUAUUGGCCUUUUCAAGCAACUAAAAUCUAGGGGACUAGUGCCAGAUAAGAUUACAUUUUCUGGUGCUCUAUUGGCAUGCAGAUACGGUGGAUUGCUUGAAGAAGGAAUGGCUAUAUUUUCUUUAAUGGAAAAGGAUUAUGGAAUUGCACCCAGGGAUGAACAUUAUGCUUGUGUUGUGGACUUGAUGAGUCGAGCAGGUAAACUUAAAGAAGCAAUAGCUAUAAUGGAAGUUAUGCCCCAUCCACCCAAUGCUCUGAUGUGGGAAUCAAUACUUUGUGCUUGUAGAAUUUAUGGAGAUUUGAAACUUGUUGAAAAAGUUGCAGAGAGAAUGAUUGAUUUGAAAAUAGAGUCAUUAUUGUCUUGUUCAGUGUUGGCUCAAGUGUACGAGCACAAUGGUAGAUGGGAAAGCCUAGUUAGAGUAAGGAGGUUUAUGAAGCAGAAAUAUGAAGUGUUUGAUUCUAGUUGGGUUGGAUUUGGAGGCAACGUAUAUGCUUUUGAAACAAACGAAACAUUUCACCAAGGUGGUGAGGAUAUCUAUUCAUUGUUGAGAUUAUUGACCCUGGAGACGCAAGAUCAAGUUUACCUAUGAUAGCACUUUUUGGGGUGUAAAUUGGAAGAGCAGGUUGUAAGUAGAACAGAAGCAUGGAGCAACGUGCGUUUUUGCACCCUUGGAAAAAUCACUGAGUACCCUUUGAUUUCCCCUUUGACAUCAAAAUUUGUCGAGGAAGCUUUCAACAAAGGUAUCCUUUUACCGAGAAUCUAUUAAGCAUACACAUAUUUUGAAGUGGAGGAGUUGCUAUUGCAUUUGCUUAUACUUUCAACGAACCUGGAUGCAUCUGCCUUUUAACUUGUGCUUUGAAUGAGAACAGUCUCAUAUCUUAUUCUUAGAUAUGGAACAAGACCAAAGAAUGGUCAAAACAAGCAACUGAAUUUUUCCCUAUUAGCAUGAAGACUGUCUCAUAUUCCUUAAUUGUUCUUGAGUUGAAGAGACGCCUCAACAUAUAUUCAUUUUGGGACAUUCCUGCUGCUAUUUCUUGGAUGACAGUAAGUUCAAUUGUUCUGAUACUCUCAACAAGGAAUCCUGUUUUGAUGACUGAGAGGAUCUAAGCCAGGAAACUUUCCUACUCAUGUUCAUCCUGCAAGGUCAGUGUUUCCACUGGCGAUAUGGAAGCUCCUUGGUAAGCCCUAUGAUAUCAGCAAAGCUACUCAACUACUUGUUAGAUAAUGGUUACUCGGUAGUAACAGUCUCGACCGAAUUAAUGGUUUAUACUUGUAUUAAACAUGCCAGUGUAGAUAAUGUCAAUCCUUUAUGUUAAAAAAGAUCUAUGGUCAUUGCUUGUGCUAUUCUUUUUUGUGUGCUAGGAACAGAUAUUUAAAAUGUAAUCAA